AGAACUUCUGAUUUUUACGACAUAAUUUUUUAGAAACCAAAAAUUUUAGAGUACGAAAUUUGGACAGAGAACCAUCAUGAGUUCCCACAAAAAGUUGGAUGACUUUAGCCGGAAGUUGGACCUGGCCAAAUGGUAUAUGGGCGUUUCCACGCAACAGGAGACGGCGAUGUUUCGGAUGUCCGAGAGUCUGCGGGAUGACUAUGAGCAGGGAACGGGCGAAAAGAUGUACAAGGCCCUAACAGCCCUGGGAAUCCAACCGGUGAUAUCCAAGAAGAAGAUCAGUCGGAUGGUGCAGUUGAGCAGGAACAAUAUACUGGCCUUUCUGUACUUUGUGAUGGAGGGUUACUACAAGACGUGCCAGAAGGAUGGUGUCUAUAGCAUAAAUGAGCAGUUGCUGAUGAAUGCCAUUGCCAAGAUUGAUAUGUUGGCCACUAUAAGAGCUUUGGAUACUGUUCUUCCAAGGCCACCGCAGAAAAUGCCGGAAAUUGAGGCUCAGUCGCUGAAUUCCCUGAGUGUAGCAGAGCGUCCUUUGAAGAAACCAUCCAAGAAAUCACCCUACUUUCAAAAGCAACCGAAACCGGUGCAAAGAACCUCCCGUUUGACCGCCAAACUGCCUGAAUUUGUGGUAUCCUUUAACUUUUGGCCCAACAAUGGACCACCUAAUUAUGGGGAGGACGAAGAGGAGCCAUGGUAUGCCUUGUACCGCCUGAAUCCCGGCCAGCGUUUGAUCAAGAAAACCCUAUCCGAAACCCUGGAGCGUUAUUUCAAACUGGGUGGCUUGAUGGAGGAGGAAGAUAAACCCAAAGGUCGGGAGCCCGAGGCCAAUAUGUGUCUGCUGCACAAGGGACAGGUGGUGCAGGCGCAGCUUUUGAGGGAUGAACUGACGGUCAAGGCGAGGGAUCGCUGCCUGGAGCUCCUGGACGUGACCGAGCCGUAUGGCAAGCUGAGGAAGGCCAGGAUUGUGGCCCAGUUGGAGCACGACAUCGAUGUAAUCAUGGCACGCCAUCGCAAUGCGAUGCACUGCGACCAGACCAAAGUGCUGACCAUCGAGAAUGCGGAUUGUGUGCUGUGCCAGAAGAUGUUGGUAUCGCAACCCUGGCCGGAGCCCAAGGAACAGGCUGGCCGAGCUCUGGUGGGUGAGGAUAUUCAAGUGGCCCACACGGCCGCCAUCGACACUUACCACGGCAAGAGACUUGAGGGGGGAGGUGGCAAGCCGAAAAAGAACAAAAAGGAUAAGAAGGGUAAAAAGCCAAAAAAACAAGAGGAGCCACCGCCGGAACCUCCGAAGGAAGAGCCCAAGAAGGUAUCGCCCUGGAAGCCACCGCCGCGCAAACUGGUCAACACUCCCUUUCGAAUGCUUAGCAUGGAUUUUAAUGAUAAGUCCUCGGACAAAUGUAACCCCACACUGGAUCCCUCGGAAUGCGAUAAACCUCCGGCGCCAAGAAAGUCGGGCGUAUCAUUUCUCCUGGCCAAGGGAAAAAUCCAAACGAACAAUGAAACGUGCAAAAUGCGAGCAGUCAGCAAGCAGGUUAAAAAGAAGUUCUUUCGAGGACCGCGAUCAAAUAAACCCUACAAGUUCAAGUACCAUCGGGUCUUCCAGUCCGGUCAACCCAGACCCUUCGACUUGAAGAAGAUCAUGACCAGGUCGAUUGUAAAGGCGCUGGGAAAAUCGGAGGACGAACGAGGUCAUGAGUCCUGUAAUUUGGACUGCCUAAUGAGGGAGAUGGCCAUUGAAGACGAGCUGCCGCCGGAUAAUGAUGGGAAUGAUAAGAAAGCGGCUCCAGAGCCCCAAGUACCGUUCGAUUUAUUCGACGAUGAGGACAAAACCUCCGAUGAUAGUCGGGAAACCAUAGACCGUUCGAGCAACCACAGCUGUCGCAGUCGUGUGGAUUACAAGGCGGAGAUUGUGGAUGCGGUGGUGCGAUGUGCCAAGGCUAUUUGGCAGAAGCAGGCCCUUAUAAAGCGGGCCGAAAUGGAGCGUUUGGGCAGGAUGACGCCCCGAAAGGCUCUAACCCACAAGGAGACGGAUCAUUAUGAUCCCGACAACGCCGAGCAAAUGAACCAGUUGCUAAGGGAUGGACUGAGAGCUCUCCGGAAGGAACCCCGCUUUGUUUUGGCCAGUCUACCGGAGGCCCACAAGUUGCCCAUCCUCAGGGAAUGGAUCAAGAGGCGUUACGGAAAGACCUACAGCCAAAAGGAGCUCGGCGAAAGCAUUAUCGAGGCGAACAGGAUUUUCGAGCUAGUUACCGUGUGCCAGAGCAGUCCACCCGAUCCCGAUCUCAUGGGUAUAGAUCGGUUGCGCAGAUCCCAGGAGAACUUUAACAACUACAAGCGGAUCAAAAAUACGGCUGCCAUUGUGAAGCAAACCUUCCAUGAUCAGUUGAAUGCGCGCUACCUGGAGACCGUGGGCUCUGCCUGGUAUGCGAUGGGAAACUAUCUGGUGCCCGGAGGACCUCCUCGCAGGACCUUCUUCGCCUACAUAGCCUCGAAUCCGCAGGAGAUAAUGCGUGCAAAGGUGUGGAACGGGGAGUAUCGCAAUCACCGCGCCUUCCGUGAGAAGAGGAAGGAACAGGAGAGGCUUUUGGGCAAGAUGGAUGGUUAA
Messenger RNA from Drosophila takahashii, 2602 nucleotides. RefSeq lists its product as uncharacterized. NCBI's taxonomy places the organism in Eukaryota, Metazoa, Arthropoda, Insecta, Diptera, Drosophilidae. The record is from RefSeq and is a predicted model, not a curated record.